AUGACAGAUGGUCAUACAGCCUCUAAGCAAGCAACGGCUUUAUCGACUCUGUUAGAAAAUAUUCGCCAGAGGACGAAGAAGACAAUUCGAUUUCAGACAGUCUCUGCAGACAACGCAAGUUCUUUUAAGCCAAAAGUCCUAGCACAAGAACUUGCAAAAGGGUCGACAUCCACAGUACAGCCGAUAUAUCAUAUUCGCUGUUUAGCCCAUAUUUUCAACCUUGUUGUUCGAGCGAUUUUUGAGGCUCUUCGAAUUUCGAUGGUAGAAGCCUCUACAGAGUUUGAGCCUUCUACUACUCGAGCUAAAGAUCAAGAGGACUCUGACGAUGAUUUUGAUACUGAAGAUUCUACUGCUGGGGAAAAUCCUUUUGGAGCUGUUAUUCAAAAGAUUCGUGACCUCGCAGUUUCCCUUAAGCUUUCUAGUAAGAAGACGCAAGAGUUUCUCGACCUCCAGAAAUCGACUCGCAUUGGCCAGCGACCACUACGCCUCCUCCGCGAUGUUAAGACAAGGUGGAACUCUACUAUACUUAUGUGUCUCCGCGCAAGAGAGCUUAAAACAACGAUUUCAGCUUGGGUUGAAAAGCACUCUCUACAGGAACAAUUCUCUCUUGUGGAGACCGAUUGGGAGGCUCUUGAUAUUCUGCUUGAUAUCACCAGCCCGUUUUUACUCUUUACAAACAUCCUCAGCCGGUUAAAUGACCUUACCCCUGGUCAUACCUUUACUUUAUUACAAGUUGCAACAGUUCACUUGUACUUUUGCGCCUCUGCACUUAAAGAUAAAGUUACUAGCAAAGACUUUACUUGGAUAUCAAUCCUUCAGGCUGCUACGAAAAAGGGCUAA
This is a messenger RNA of Colletotrichum truncatum, 840 nucleotides long. NCBI's taxonomy places the organism in Eukaryota, Fungi, Ascomycota, Sordariomycetes, Glomerellales, Glomerellaceae. The record is from RefSeq and is a predicted model, not a curated record.